Tetrapisispora phaffii CBS 4417 is the source of this 3855-nucleotide messenger RNA. It is a transcript of the gene MLP2, whose product is annotated as Mlp2p. Gene Ontology annotation, biological process: mRNA export from nucleus. Gene Ontology annotation, molecular function: structural constituent of nuclear pore. The record is from RefSeq and is a predicted model, not a curated record. The coding region runs from base 1 to 3855 and encodes 1284 amino acids. The transcript has a single exon. Gene Ontology annotation, cellular component: nuclear pore. NCBI's taxonomy places the organism in Eukaryota, Fungi, Ascomycota, Saccharomycetes, Saccharomycetales, Saccharomycetaceae.
AUGGCUACAGGGUAUGAUUUAUUCAAACUUUCGUCAUACUAUAAUAUUCCUACCUCAGAGCUUCUGUCCUUGAAUGAAAAUAUUUUGGAACAAUUGAAAUCAAAAGUGGACGGAGACAAGAUUGUUCUGCGACAUGAUGAGAAUGCAGAUAAUGAUUCUACCGAUUUGCAGACAUUACAUGAACAAUUGAAUAAUAUAACUCUUAAGUAUAAUAGAGUUACAAAUGAGAAGACACAAUUGGCCGACAAAAUAUCUGAAUUGGAAGUUAAGUUAGAACAAGAGAAGUGUAACAACCUGCAUACAAAGUUGGAGUUGGAAAAAAUGUCAAUUACUUAUAAUAGUUUGGAAUCAAAAAAUAGAGAAUUGGAAAGUGAUCUAUCGGCUAUGAAUGAUAAUGAAAACACAUUGCAUGAUGAGGAACAAUAUAAAAACCAGUGUUUGAACAGAGAAGUAAUUAAUUUGAAAAAUGAUAUAUUAAUUUUAGAAACUAAGUAUGACAAAUUAUUGAAAGGAUACAAUGAUACAAAAGAUAAUUUAAAAGAGAAAAUAUCUGAAUUAUUAGCUUUGGAUACUUCUUUUAAAUCCGAGACAAAAUUAAAGGAUGAGAUAAUAGAGGAAAAAGAUUAUCUAAUAGCGAAUCUAACUAAUGAAAUUGAAUCUUUGAAAAAUAGGGAAAUAAAUGAACAUUCUAGUGAUAUUAACAUAGAAUAUGGUAAAAAUAGUUCAAUAAUAGUCGAUAAACAGGAAUAUCAGAGGUUACUAAAUGAGGCAUUAAUUAAUAACGAGAAAAUUGACGAGUACGAUUUGAAGGUAGCAAGAUUAACAGCUACGGUUAAUGAAUUUCAAUCAAAAACUGGAAUCAACUUUGUAUCCACAGACGACUUUUGUGAUUUUAUUAUCUUAAAAAAAGAAAUACAAAAAUUAGAAGGACAGAGAGACUUAUUGCAAGAAAAAUUGGAAUAUUUAAUUCAUGAAUUAGAGAAUCAUGCUCCAGAACUAAAUAAUCAAUACGAUAAAAUCAACGAAUUGGAACUGUUGCUUUCGAAAGAAAAAAAUACCUCUGAACAUUUCAAAACAACUAUUAAAGAAAUAGAAAAUGAGAAGAAAAAUAUUAUUAGUAGACUAAAACUUUCUGAUGAUAAAAUAGAAACAUUAAGAGAAGAAAAUAAUGAUUUAACCAACCAAAUACAAUUCAUGUUAAUAAGCAAUAGUAUUCAGAAUGACAAAUACGGAGAAUUGACUGAGAAUGAGAUAAAAUUCAUAAAAGCCUUGAGAGAAAAGGGCACUGAAACUAGCUUUAACGAGUUGUAUAAUUCACAAGAUAUUAUAUCUGAUAGAUUAAUACGGUUUGAAAGUGUGAUUUCUUUACAGCAAAAAAAUAUGGAAUUGAUAAAAACUCUUCGUUUGAUUACAAAAAAAUUAGAUAACCAAGAACAUGAAUUAAGAGCCAAAUGGGAAGCAGAGAAUGAUGAUGUACUAAAUGAGGCCAAGGAAGAAAUAUUAAAAGUUGUAUCGGAGAGUGAUAAAUUAAAGGAAAAAAUAAGUGAAUUACAACAACAACUGAAUGCCAAUCGUCCAGUUUCUCAUGAAAAAAAUGGACAUGAGUCAGUACUGGCUGAAAAUAAAUUGUAUACUGAAGGUGAUAGACUAAUACUAGAUGAAUUGAAAAAUAACAUUCCUGAAUUCACAAAGCAAGCUUCAAAUAUUAUUUCAAUGAACUUUGAUCAGUUAACAUCAUUAUACAACAAGAAUUUAGAAUUGACUGCUGAUAGAUUAAAGGCAUACCAAUCAAGGGAUAUUACACAAAAAAAAUUAGAUUUACUACAAGAUAAGUAUGAUUAUUUAUCUAUUAGUAAUGAAAAAUUGAAGGAACAUAUGGAAGUCAUCAAAGAUACUAUCAGAAGAAAGGACGAGACAUUAAAUUCAACUAUAGCUAAUCAUGUGGAUUGUAAAGCCUCAUUGCUUUCUGUAACAAACGAUAUGAACUCUUUAAUGACUAAGUAUGAUGAACUAAAAUAUUUAAAAGAUCAACAAAGUAGGAUCACAAAUGAACUAAAAAUGGAAAGAGAACAAUUAAAGAUGGAACUUCUAAACAUUAAAACAGUCCAAAUUCAAUCUGAUUUAGAAAGCGCUGAAUAUAAAGCUAGUGUUGCUUCCAAAAUUAAUGAUUUAGAAAUUACCAAUUCAAAUCUUUCCAAGGACUUAAGAACAAAGGAACAAGAACUUCAAGACUUCAUUAGUACAAAAAAUAGGGAAUUAGAUUGGUAUCAGAAAAAGUUUGAUAUAUUUUCAACAAUGCUGAAAAGAGUAGCAGAAGGCAAUGAUAACAAUGAUGAUAUCCCUGUUAAAACUGAGAAUAUAAAUUCUAGUGAUUCCUUUGUUUUGGAUAACUUUUCUGAGCAAGUAGAAGGUGAUGAUACAAGUUCGAAAGAAAGAAGUCCAUCGUGUAAUAAUAUUUCCGUGUUUAGAGUGAAAGACCCAAUGAAGCCUCUAUCUAAUAACAAUACAGAUAAUGUUACUUCAAGUAAUAUAAAUUUCAAAACUUCUAGUGAUCUAAAUAAUGACUUUGAAUUACUUUUCAAUGAAUAUAAAGUAAUCGAGAAAGAAUUGGAAAAGGCCAAAAAUGAAAUCAUGAGAACUUCUGGUGACGCUCAAGAAUUAGAGAAAUUAUCCGAGUUGUUAUUAUCACGAGACCAAGAACAUUCUUCUUUAAUGAAGUCGAAUAGACAGCUACAGGAAAAAUUAAAUGAUUCAGAGAAACAUAUUGAACAAAUGGAUAUGGAAAUCAAAAAAUUGAAUGACUCAAUAUUAGAAUACCAGAAGAAUACUCUAAAUAUUACGUCAGAAAUAACUUUAUUACGCAAUCGUUGUAAAGAACUUGAAAACAAACUUAAAGAAGCAUCUCUCCAAAGUGAUUUUAAGGAAAAGUAUGAGAUGAAGUCAAAAGAAAAUGAUGAAAAUAUAGAUAGAUUCAAUAGGCUUAAAAAACAAGCCAAUGCAAGAUUGCAUAGUUCAAAGGAAGAACAAAAUGCAUUGAACGAACAAAUUUCUUCAUUGAAAAAAGACUUAGCCGAAGUUCAAUCAAAGCUUGAGGUACAGUCAAAAACUGUACAAGAAUUGGAAACACAGAUAAAAUCUACAGAAGCAGAUUCUAGGUCAAGAUCUACAAGCAUUCCAAAAAGUCAAAAUCAAUCCUUAGAUAAACAGGAUACAAAACUUAUUACUGAUGAAGACUCAAAUGUUAUCCCACAGAGUACACAAGAAGAAGAUAUAAAAAUUAAAGACGUUAAAACCCUUGAUUCAGAGGUUUCUGGCUCUGGUGUUAACUUAAAAAACAAUGCUCCAGAAGAGAAAAUAAUCCCAGUAAUUUCUAAUGAACAUAUAUGUACUAUGGAAAGCCAUACUAUCAAUAACAAUCCAGUUAAGGAAUCUGUAGAUAUGCUGUCAAAUGAAGAAUCACCUAGUAAAAUGGAGAGUGAUACCACGACAACAAAACCCUCAUUUUUACCUAAUCAAAAUUUAACACAGCCCUCAGUGACUUCAUCCUUCACAUUCUCACCUUUAGCGAUGGAAAACCCUUUCACAUCACCUAAUAACGCUAAAACCCCGACUUCUUCAUUUGGUAUGAAACCUGCCUUUUCUUUUGGAUCAAAUCCAUUUACAUCUAAUACUAAUUCCUUAGGUACUAAAAUGUCAACGCCUGAUAGCAAUUCAACUGGUGGUUUGUUUUCUCAAAAAAAUGAUGAAAGUAAAGAUACUGCUUCGCAAGAAUCAUCUGCCAUAGAUACAAACGCUGGCAAACGUAAUUCUGAGUCAGAAGAUAACUCUAGUGAAACUAAGAAAACAAAAUUUUAA